AUGCCGCUGCCGCCGCCCAACUGGCGAGGAAACUGCUCCGUGGCGAGCGGGGUCUCGUGCAACAACAAGAUCAUCGCCGCGCGCGGGUUCAAAGCGUCACCGAACGCCUCGGCGGUCGACACCGCGGGGCACGGGACCCACGUGGCCAGCAUCGCCGCCGGGAACUUCAUCGACAACGCCAGCGUCCUCGGAAGCACUCUUGGCACCGCUGCGGGGAUGGCGCCACGGGCGCACCUCGCCAUUUACAAGGUGUGCUUCAAAGACGGCUGCACUGCCAGCGACGUACUUGCCGCGAUCGACCAGGCCAUCUACGACCGCGUCGACAUCAUCUCCAUGUCCCUCGGCGGCAAUGCAGCGGAUAGGUAUUACAAUGAUGGCGUGUCGAAGGGGUCGCUGGCUGCAGUGUUGCGCGGGAUAGCUGCCGUCACUGCUGCAGGCAACUUGGGGGCGAAUGAGAAUACGUUGGCACAUGACGCGCCGUGGGUAUUGACGGUUGGGGCAACAUCUACUGACCGGAGGAUUAAAUCUAUCGUGAAACUCGGGAACGGAGAAGCGCUAGAGGGCGAAACAGCAUACCAGCCGAGCUCGUUCAACACGUCGAGAACGCUGCCGAUUGUAUAUCCGGGGGCGAUUGGCCGCCGUAGUGCGAAGUACUGCCUGAAAGGGUCACUGAACUCCAUCGAUGUGUGGAAGAAGAUAGUGCUGUGCCACCUUGGCAACAGCAGGAACGUCGAGAAGGGCGAGGUGGUGUACGCGGCCGGCGGGGCGGCGCUGAUACUGCUGAAUCCGGAGGAGAAAGGUUACUCGACGCUUUCAGAACCACACGUUCUUCCGGUGGUGCACUUGGGCUACUUGGAUGGGCUAAAGGUUCAAACCUACUACUACUCGCUGCAAAAUUCAACGGGCGUUAGUGGUGCAAAUGCGUCGAUCAUUUUCAAUGCGACGACGUAUGGCCACCGCCCGUCGCCCGCGGUAGCCUACUUCUCCUCCCGUGGGCCGCCGCUGUCGAAUGGAGGGAUUUUGAAGCCCGACGUGCUCGCGCCGGGUGUGAACAUCCUCGCAGCAUGGCCGUUCGAGGUCGGGUCCAAUCCAUCUGGGCUUGCAGAAUCGACAUUCAACUUUGACAGCGGCACGUCGAUGGCGACCCCUCACGUGGCCGGCAUUGCCGCGCUGAUCGGAAACAAACACCCGACAUGGUCGCCAGCUUUCGUACACUCGGCAAUUAUAACAUCGGCAAAGGACGUCGACCUCGACGGGAAUCCGAUCACCGAUGAGCUAUCGAACAGAACGGCAGGCAUAUUCACGACUGGCGCCGGACACGUCGACCCCCUGAGAGCUAUUGAUCCCGGGCUUGUGUACGACAUCCAGCCUGGUGACUAUGCCGGCUAUUUAUGCGCACUCGGGUACACCAACAUGGAGAUGCGGAUGUUGUACCGUAGGCGGAUGAAUUGCUCGGCCAUGAGGUGGACAAGUGCGCCGAUGAUGAACUACCCGUCGAUACAGGUGUCGCUGCAGCGGAGGGAAGGGCCCGCUGUAACGGUGAGCCGGACCGCGACGAACGUCGGGAAUCCGAGAUCGGUGUACAGGGCGCGCAUCACGGUGCCGGAGGGGGGUGAGGGUUGA
Ananas comosus (pineapple) is the source of this 1623-nucleotide messenger RNA. Its product is annotated as subtilisin-like protease SBT1.2. Lineage: Eukaryota; Viridiplantae; Streptophyta; Magnoliopsida; Poales; Bromeliaceae. Bases 1 to 1623 code for a protein of 540 amino acids. The transcript is spliced from 2 exons. Gene Ontology annotation, biological process: proteolysis. The record is from RefSeq and is a predicted model, not a curated record. Gene Ontology annotation, molecular function: serine-type endopeptidase activity.